UAUAUAUUUAUUAUAGAUAUAUUUGCUUAUGUAACAAAAUCAACGUUGGCGCUUCAUAACAUACAAAACCAAUGCAAUAAUUUACUCUUUUCCGAUCCGAUACACCCUCCGAUUUCUCAGCCUACGCCGGCGAUGGCCACCCUCUCCAAUCGCCGCCGCACGCUCCCGCAGGAUGACACUGACGCCCAGGUGAUAACUGCAGACUCCGUUUCCACCAACUACCGCACGAUGCCCUGCCUUGUCACCGGAAAAACCGUGCUCCAGCCUCACCUAGCUCGGCAAGAAUCUUUACGCCGAAACAUUGGCCACGUCGCUGCAGAAACCUACUUGAUUACUCGCCUCGCCAUCACGCUUCUUCGCUACCUCGGGAUUGGUUACCGUUGGAUUACACAAUUACUUGCUCUUGGAUGUUAUGCCUUGCUACUCAUGCCCGGUUUUUUGCAAGUUGCAUAUUACUAUUUCUCCUCACCCAAGGUAAAGCGAAGCCUUGUUUAUGGAGAUCAGCCUAGAAACAGGUUCGAUCUGUAUCUACCAUCUGAUAUUGGUAAACCUAACCCAGUUUUGAUAUUUGUAACUGGGGGAGCAUGGAUUAUUGGGUAUAAAGCAUGGGGUUCCCUUUUAGGACUACAGUUGGCAGAACGAGGCAUUAUAGUGGCAUGCUUAGAUUACAGAAAUUUUCCUCAAGGGACUAUCAGUGACAUGAUAAAUGAUACUUGUCAGGGAAUUUCCUUUAUCAUCAACAACAUAGCUAAAUAUGGAGGUGACCCUAAUAGAGUUUAUCUAAUGGGACAAUCUGCCGGUGCUCAUAUUUCCUCUUGCGCUUUACUGGAGCAAGCAGCCAGAGAAUCAAAUAAAGGAGAGAAUGUUUCUUGGAGCAUUUCGCAGAUCAAAGCUUAUUUUGGUUUAUCUGGAGGGUAAGACACUUUGG
Molecule: messenger RNA, 928 nt
Organism: Vigna umbellata (rice bean)
Lineage: Eukaryota; Viridiplantae; Streptophyta; Magnoliopsida; Fabales; Fabaceae
Source: RefSeq, a predicted model, not a curated record